CUCCCCCGCCCGCCGGCCGCGCCGCCUCCGCCAUUGCUGCGCGCGGGAGCGGGCGACGCGGAGCUCGGAGCCGCUCGGAGGCCAGACCUGCGGAGCCGGGCGUGGGCGGCAGCUUUAGGUCUUCGGAACGAUGGUUAAGUUGGGGAACAAUUUCGCGGAGAAGGGCACCAAGCAGCCGCUGCUGGAGGAUGGCUUCGACACCAUUCCCCUGAUGACGCCCCUCGAUGUCAAUCAGCUGCAGUUCCCGCCCCCGGAUAAGGUGGUGGUGAAAACCAAGACUGAAUAUGAACCUGACCGCAAAAAAGGAAGAGCUCGUCCUCCCAAGAUCGCGGAGUUCACUGUCAGCAUCAGUGAAGGGGUCUCCGAGAGGUUUAAGGUCUCCGUGCUGGUCCUCUUCGCUCUGGCCUUCCUCACCUGCGUCGUCUUCCUGGUCGUCUACAAGGUGUACAAGUACGACCGCGCCUGCCCUGAUGGCUUCGUCCUCAAGAAUACCCAGUGCAUCCCAGAAGGCUUGGAAAGCUACUACGCGGAGCAAGAUUCCAGCGCCCGGGAGAAAUUUUACACAGUCAUAAACCACUACAACCUGGCCAAGCAGAGCAUCACCCGCUCCGUGUCACCCUGGAUGUCAGUGCUUUCAGAAGAGAAGCUGUCAGAACAGGAGACUGAAGCAGCUGAGAAGUCAGCUUAGCGAGACGGGCAAGUUCCUUCCAAUGUGUCACUUGAAGAUAACAAAGGGACUUUGAGGGACAUUUCAUUAAAUGUAAUUACUGAUAAUUUAGAGGUUACUCAUUUACGGUGCAAUUGCUUCUGUUUGCUAAUGCUGCUUUGCAAAUAAAACUUGCUGCCGACCACCCAUGGGCAUAAAACCAAGAGCAUAUCAGAGUUGCUUAAAGAGCUCUGGCGCCACUUUUUAUGCUAAGGGUUCUUAGUUUAGCUCCAUCACUGGGAUUUACUGGAUGCUGUCAAAAAACAAAUUUAACCUGGAUGUGCAAGGGCGUUGGCCUUCAGAUACAUAAUGCAUUUUGUGGAGUUUAUUUUCAAAGCCACCUUGCUGUGUGCACACCUUACCCCAUAGCCAUAUCUAGAGUGAUCUCUUGCUAAGAGCAAGUGCUACUUCAGUUUCCUCACCCCCCAGCUGAUGGUGCCACUGAGGACAAGAGCACCAGGUGGCAGAUCUGCACCAGGUGGUUCUUAGUACGGCUGGGUCCCCUCUGGCUCUGGCAUCUUGAUAAAGAGGGACCACUGAGUGGACAUGUGAGGUUCUCUUCAGAGUGCAUGGGCUGGGCAGAGAAGGGGGGCGGGAGGAGCUGGUCCUGGGGUCGGGGGCUGCAGAACUGCCUUCCCAUGGGUGGGCUGUCUGCUGGUGAUGUGCUAAAUAGGAAAGAAAUGCUCUUUUGUUCAUUUCUAUUAUGAUCAAUUUGCACGUACAGUCCUGUAUGCAAGUUAAGUUUUACAAGUUUGCUGGGUAGGAAAAGUGAAAAUUUAAUUGCUCGUAAGCCAGGGCUACUUUAAGCUUUAUUCUCGGACAGAUAUUAUUCCUUGAUGUAGCAAACAGCUGGGGGCACUGGUGUGGCACCCUGCAAACCUGACAUUUCAAUCCACAAUCUUUGUAAGAAAAUUGUUUCAAUUUGAAUCUUGACAUUAAAGUAUAUCUUUACAAAAUUGCCAGUUAGAUAAACUACGUGUGUAAGACAAUUAAAUAGAAAAAAAAGAUA
Marmota monax (woodchuck) is the source of this 1715-nucleotide messenger RNA. It is a transcript of the gene Nsg1, whose product is annotated as neuronal vesicle trafficking associated 1. Gene Ontology annotation, biological process: endosomal transport; clathrin coat assembly; G protein-coupled dopamine receptor signaling pathway. The transcript is spliced from 5 exons. The record is from RefSeq and is a predicted model, not a curated record. Bases 131 to 688 code for a protein of 185 amino acids. Gene Ontology annotation, molecular function: clathrin light chain binding. Gene Ontology annotation, cellular component: membrane; endosome. Lineage: Eukaryota; Metazoa; Chordata; Mammalia; Rodentia; Sciuridae.